AUGCUGGCCUGGAUAGAUGAAAAGGCCAUCCAUGCAGCGGUGCAGCAUCCGCCUGGAAAGCCCUCUUUCGUCAAUGGAGGCCUUGCAAAGGCAGACAUGCAGGUCGCCCUCAUCGACAUCGACCAGGCGUCAUCCAAGCCGCUCGACUCCUCCGACAUCGUCCAGCUCCUGUCACAAUCGACAUUUGCCAGCUGGCUGCAGGGCCCCGAGCCCCAGAUCCUCUACAUCAACGGCCACUUACAGCUGGAGCAAGAGCAGGAGAUGGCGUCGCCGCUGACGCUCCUGACGUGUGCCCUCUAUGUGUCCCUGCAGCGGCACAGAAGCGGCUACGACAUCGCGGCGAUGCACCUCUGUGGCCAGCACGCUGUGCCCAGCGACCUGUUCGCCAGCAUCGUCGGCAUAAUGCGGUCGUUCGCCGCGCAGAUCCUGUACCAGCUGCCGGCCGAUGCGCUCGACCUCUCGUUCAUUGACCUCUCGUUCAUCGAAGAGCUGAGCCGCGGUGACCCCAGCGCUCUCAGCAGGCUUCUCGCCCGUCUCGUCUCCGACGCCGCCUCGGUCGGCCACAGGGUUGUGAUCCUCAUCGACGGCGUCUGGCGGCUGGAAGAAGGACCCGCGGCACCCGAGUUCAAUACGCUCGUGGACUUUUUCAAGGACCUGGUCCAAUCAUUCCAUGCGCGAAGAUGUCCUUAUCUAAAGGUCUUGUUCACGAACCCCGGUAGUAGCAUCCACGCCCGACAGUGGCUUGCCGACUGCCCGUCGUCCAUUCUCGACCUGGAUGGUGCCGGCUUUGCUGGACAGGGAGAUGAGUUUGGCUGUGGAGACGAUUACUAUGAUGACCAGCAGAUCUAG
Messenger RNA from Grosmannia clavigera kw1407, 849 nucleotides. RefSeq lists its product as uncharacterized. The transcript is spliced from 2 exons. Lineage: Eukaryota; Fungi; Ascomycota; Sordariomycetes; Ophiostomatales; Ophiostomataceae. The coding region runs from base 1 to 849 and encodes 282 amino acids. The record is from RefSeq and is a predicted model, not a curated record.